AUGCAACCUCAUACUCAGCACCUACGCGCCUCCUUAGGGCGUCCUAGUCAUCUAGGUCGCCAUGCGAAAAGCGCAGGAGCAUCAUCGGCGGUGGCAACGAGGUCCCACAUAGUAGCCUCCGCAGAAAGGCCUCGCGAGCCCACGCCUGAAGUCUCGUUUGUUGUGACAGACACCUUCGUACACGAGGACUUUUCCGUACUCAGCAGACAUUUGCGCUCUCGUGAAGAAACGCCAAACGAGAUUACCGCAGUUGUGCGUUCUCCUGAGUUAAGUCUGACGUUCACAGGUUUGUCAUCGGGAGACAUCUUAUACUUUCAGCACGACGUAUUCGGCCCUCCACCAACAGCUGCAGCUGCUGAGAGGCUUCGUGGACACAGUGGGGCAGUGCAGUGCUUGCACUUUGCUUUGAACACUCAGCCAGAGGCCUUUCCCGGACUCUCCGCCGCUGGAACUGCUGCGGAGGACCGUGAUGUGGGGGGUCAGUGGCUGUUGAGUGGCUCAGCAGAUCGCACAAUUCGGAUUUGGAGUAUCUCUGGUAAACACGUGGAAUGCAUCCGGACUAUUGGAGGUCACGGCGGAACAAUCGUCUCCUUGGCCCUGUGCAUGCCGUAUUUGAUAUCCUCUUCCACUGACGGCUCGCUUUCUUUCUUCGUUGUCGACGUUUCUUCGAGAAAGGAACCAACUUUCUCCUUGGUGCAGAAGCUACAAAGCGGAUCUGCCCACACAUCCACGGUCAAGGGUAUGGCGGUGUUGGCGUAUUCUUGGUUCGAAAGUGUGACAGCAAAAUGGGCAGGAGACAAAGUCCGCGUUUGUGCUUCGUCUACGGACGGCUGGCUGUUUUUACUAGAGGGUGGUGGCUCUGGUGCGGUCCAAGAGUUCGCUGAGUUUAAUGCAAAAGGAACACGACCUCCUCGGUGGUGUCGCGAAGUCUUCACUAUUUAUCGCAAGAUGCAGGUGCACAGCUUAUGCACCAGAAUAGUGUAUGCACUUCCUUUAGAAUCGGUUGUAGUCACUGCUGGAAGCGAUACAGGCAUUGCUGUCGUCGACCCAUACCUGGGGGAAGUUUGGUGGAAGCAGGCAAAUCCACAAGGUGUAUCGUUUUCGGCCUUGGCAUGGGACGCGAAGCAAAGCCUCCUCCUUGCUGGGGACGAUUCAGGCACCUUAAGUUACUUCAACAUAUACUCAAAGGAAAUAGUUGCAUCACAGCAAAUAAGCGACCACAAGAUUCUCCACAUAUCCGUCGAUAUGGGUAAGGUAUUCUGA
Eimeria maxima is the source of this 1263-nucleotide messenger RNA. RefSeq lists its product as hypothetical. Gene Ontology annotation, molecular function: protein binding. Bases 1 to 1263 code for a protein of 420 amino acids. The record is from RefSeq and is a predicted model, not a curated record. NCBI's taxonomy places the organism in Eukaryota, Apicomplexa, Conoidasida, Eucoccidiorida, Eimeriidae. The transcript is spliced from 2 exons.